This is a messenger RNA of Miniopterus natalensis, 1752 nucleotides long. The record is from RefSeq and is a predicted model, not a curated record. Lineage: Eukaryota; Metazoa; Chordata; Mammalia; Chiroptera; Miniopteridae.
GUCUUCAGGACAAACGAAGUAUGGCCAAGUGGGAUAGCUUUCUCGAUCAACAGGAGGACACCGAUAACUGUUCAGAAUCUGUGAAGUUUGAUGCUCGAUCAAUGACAGCUUUGUUGCCUCUGAAUUCUAAAAAUGGCCCUGCCCUUGAAGAGAAACUGAAGUCCUUCAAAGCUGCGCUGGUUGUUCUUUAUCUCCUUGUGUUUAUAAUACUCAUCCCCAUCCUUGGGGUCGUGGCAGCUCAGCUCCUAAAGUGGGAAAGGAAGAACUGCGCAGCUGGUUCGGUGAAUGCCAGCGACACACCGCAGAGUCCCAUGGGAAGAGGAAAUGACAGCGAAGAUGAUAUAAAAUUUCGAGAAGUUGUCACGGAAAACAUGAGCAGCAUGGAGAAGAGAAUCCAGUAUAUUUCGGAUACACAAGCCAAUCUCAUAGAUUCAGAGCAUUUCCAAAAUUUCAGCGUGAUGACUGACCAAAGAUUUAAUGAUGUGCUUUUCCAGCUGAAUACCACGGUUUCCUCAGUCCAGGAACAUGAAAACGAAGUAGAUGGCAUCUCCCAGUCAUUAAUAAGUCUGAACACCACGUUGCUUGCUUUGCAGCUCAGUAUUGAAACGCUGAAUGGCAAGGUCCAAGAGAAUGCAUUUAAACAUCAAGAGGAGAUGCGUAGACUGCAGGAGCGUGUGCAGAAUACAUCAGCAGAAAUUAUGUCUAUGAAAGAAAAACAAGCGCGCUUGGAGCAGGAAAUAAAAGGAGAAAUGAAACUACUGAAUAACAUCACGAAUGAUCUCAGGCUGAAAGAUUGGGAACAUUCUCAGGCACUGAAAAAUAUCACGUUAAUUCAAGGCCCUCCUGGACCCCCAGGUGAAAAGGGCGAUAGAGGCCUCAUUGGAGAAGCUGGUCCACCAGGCAUCCCAGGCCCAGUAGGUGCACCAGGUCUUAAAGGUGACCGGGGAGCUAUUGGCUUUCCUGGAAGUCGAGGAUUCUCAGGACCCGCGGGGAAGGCUGGGCGGCCAGGAAACCCUGGACAAAAAGGCCAGAAGGGAGAAAAAGGGAGCAGAAGCAUGCCAUCUCCGCCUCAGAAAGUUCGGCUGGUUGGUGGUAGUGGCCCUCACGAAGGCAGAGUGGAGAUUUUCCAUGAGGGCCAGUGGGGCACAGUUUGUGAUGACCACUGGGAGCUGCGCAACGGACAGGUCAUCUGCAGGAGUUUGGGAUACCCAGGCGUCCGAAAUGUGCACAAGGGAGCUAGAUUUGGACAAGGUAUUGGUCCGAUAUGGCUGAAUGAAGUAUUUUGUUUUGGGAGAGAAUCGUCUAUUGAAGGCUGUAAAAUUCGGCAGUGGGGCGUGAGAGCCUGUUCACAUGCAGAAGACGCUGGAGUCACUUGCACUUUAUGACGUAUCAUGUUUCAUUCACAUUGAUGAAAUCGUUGCACAAUGAUUUUUAUUACUUUGCUCCAUUCAAAUCAACAUAAUGGAUAUUUAAGAGAUUAAGAAUAUUGUCCAAAAAUAAGGAAUAUUUUUAAAAAUCACUGGAUAAACAUAUUGAAGACCUUCAUACUUACUGUAUGCCUGUUUUUGAACCAUUUUAACACUUAGAUUGUCAAAUAGAAUUUUAUAAGGAUGUAUAUAUUGAAUUGAAUAUCUUCAAGUUUAAGGCUUCUAGAUUACAAAUGUCAGUAAUAAUAGAAACAAAUUUUAACCAAUGCCUCCAAUUUAUAUCUUUACCACAAGAUUACAAACUUUUUUUCAUUUUUGACUUAUU